UAGGUGGCGCUGUAGCCAGGGCUGUAGUGGAGGGUAAACGCACGUAAACGCCGUUUACGCACCUCUGGAAUUUAGGAAAUAGCGUUUACGCACCUCUAAAUAGCGUUUACGCACCUCAAAGUUCCCUGUGCCUUGUAUUCUGCCGUUGGAAUAAUCGGAAAUAAAUUUAGUAUCAUUUUAAAAAACCUAAGACAAAGUUUCAUAUGGUUGAACAAAUAAACGCUGUAAUCUGAAUCAUUUUCAUCUGCGCUGUAGGCCUAUGCUAAUAUGGUCUGUGACCCUCCAAUCAGUGCCUUGCGGCUGCGGCUGCAACACCAAUCAGGAUCCAGGAAAAUAUGUAAACAGGAAGUAUGUAAACACAUGGCCCUACGCGUUGUGGAUUAUCAUGCCUGCCUACCUGUCAUUAAUUAGCCAUGGAUAUCAGGCGAUUUUUGAAGAGACCUUCGAGUGCUCCCACUCCAACAGAUCCCCGAAAAAGGCCUCAAGUACAAAGGGGAGAAAGAUGGUGGAACUGGCAUUAAAGAGAAAGUAUCCCGAGUAUGCUGCACAGGGUAUUCCACCAAAGAGGAGUCGAGACUGCAUGGAAGAAACAUGGAUGAUCCCAGACACUUUGUUGGACACCAGCUUCGACCUGUCCGAUGAUGGCUCAUACUACGUCCCAACCCCAUACUCUUCCCCGACACAGACUGAACUGGAACCAACUUCAAGCCAUUCCCCGACUGAACUGGAACCAACCCCAAGCCAUUCCCCGACUGAACUGGAACCAACCCCAAGCCAUUCCCCGACUGAAGAGGAACCAACCCCAAGCCAUUCUCCGACUGAAUUGGAACCAACCCCAAGCCACUCCCCGACUGAACUGGAACCAACCCUAAGCCAUUCCCCGACUGAAGUGGAACUGACACAGACUGAAGUGGAACCAACUGAGGAGGAAAGGCCGCAACCACGUCCACCAAUGAGGGGCCCAUGUGGUUCCCAGUGUCAUAGGAAGUGCACUGACCACAUGUCAGAUGACAGGCGGAAGGAGAUAUGGAGGCAGUUUUGGGACAUGACGUACACAGAGCGGCGAACCUGGAUGUUCCACUCAGUCACCUCACUGGAGACGAAGAGAGUUUGUGCUGCAGGCAGUCGACGUGGCCGGACGUUCAGCUACAGGCUACAAGACCAGAGAGGAGAGCCAAGACGUGUCUGCAAGAUGUUCUUCUUGUCAACGCUGGGCUACCACCCAAAAAAUGACAGUCUGGUGAUGACCAUGAUGGGCAAUGCAAGCAGCAAGCCACUCGCUCCACCUCAGGACCAGAGAGGAAGGCAGGCCGCUGCAAACAAACUCGAUCUAAAGUCAUUACUGGACCACAUAGAGUCGUUCCACCCUACAGUUAGCCACUAUAGGCGUGAACAUGCCCCACAUCGACGGUACCUUCCUAGUGACAUCACCAUGAAAAUGAUGCAUGCUGAUUAUGUGGAGAAAGGGCACACCUGUUCGUAUGAGGCGUACAGGAAGGCUGUCAGGCAAAAAAAAAUAAGUUUCACAAAACUUGGAGAGGAGGAGUGUGAGACUUGCUUGCAGCAUGCUGAACAUGAAAAAUCACACAGAGGAGAUGGUGGAUUGCCCAGAGUGUCUAAGGUGGCAAAAGCACAAGCAGUCUGCCCUGCAGAGUCGGCUGAGGUACAAGGAGGAUGCAGAGACCAGCAGCUGGCCCGACGGCACCUCAGUCCGGAGUGCAGACCUCCAAAAAGUGAUAAUGCUGCCACGUAUGCCUGGAGUAAAAUCUUGUGUUUUUACGCGACGUGUUGUGGCAUACCACGAGACAUUUGCCUCUGUGGGGAAGGGGAAAAACAAGAAGAACACCAUCUCUGUCUUGUGGCAUGAGGGAAUAGCAGGGCGAAGCGCUGCAGAAAUCACAUCUGCAUACAUGGCAGCAUUGGAGAAAGAGAGGGAUGCACGCCACAUAAUUCUCUGGGUGGACAACUGCAGUGCGCAAAAUAAGAAUUGGUGCUUGCUCUCCUCACUCGUCACCCUAGUCAGUGGCACAACUUCACUGGAAGACAUCACCCUAAAAUACUUCGAGCCGGGGCACACUUUCAUGAGCGCUGACAGUUUCCACCAUGGUGUCGAGCAGCAAAUUAGGAAGUGUCCAGGUGGUGUUGUGUACGACUUCGAGGACUUUGUGAAUGUUGUGGCGAGCUCCAAUUCAAAGAAAGUGGAUGUUGUCCUGAUGCAGAAUGCCAAUGUGCUGGAUUGGAAAGAUGGCCAUUCCACUACCAAGGUCAAGAAGGCAAAAGCACCAAAGCUUGGGGAGAUGGCAGAAAUUCAAGUGCGGCGAGGCUCCAAGAGUUUUUUUUACAAGCGGUCACAUGUUGAGACAGAAUUCACAGAAAUGGACUUCCUAUUAAAAAAAUUCAUCCCAACCAUGCCCACUCUCUUGCGACCACAGGACAGGGGAGUUGACGAGAUCAAAAAGAGGGACUUAAUUAACAAACUUUGUCCACUCAUGCCCCCAAACAGAAGGGGGUUCUGGCAUUCCCUACCUGUACUGAAGGAUGUCCUGGAGGAGUAAUGAAAUUAAUGUAUUGUGUAUUGUUUGUACCGAGUGUGUUGUUCUUUCAUUAUCCCCUGAUUUCUAACAGUUGUAUAUAUAAUUAUAACUAUUUAUCAAAUGAAUAACAAAUAAGCUGAUUUACUCAUUUCUAUGUAUUCAUGCAUCACUCAUGCUUCAUUCAGCAAGGUUUUAAUCUUCCACACCAUAUAAAAUGAACUUGCUCAAAGAUAUAUAAAAAAUAUUGUUUCAUAUUCCAAAUAUUGUUUAAUAAAUAUUGUUUAAUGUAAUUAUAUACUUGUAUGCCAUAUGAAAUCAGUAUGAUUCUUGAGAGUUGUUUUCACCAUCUAUGAAUUCAAUUAUUAUUAAAUGAUUAUAAUUUUUUUAAAUGUA
Gadus macrocephalus (Pacific cod) is the source of this 2927-nucleotide messenger RNA. RefSeq lists its product as uncharacterized. The record is from RefSeq and is a predicted model, not a curated record. Bases 1566 to 2555 code for a protein of 329 amino acids. The transcript is spliced from 3 exons. NCBI's taxonomy places the organism in Eukaryota, Metazoa, Chordata, Actinopteri, Gadiformes, Gadidae.